AUGCUGGAGCUCACCACCUGCGUGGUGCUUCCUGCCUUCGACUUGGACGCAGAGCCCGCACGCUUCCUUCCAUUCCUGAUUCAGUUUACAAGAGAUCUCUCCCUUCCGUACUCAUUUGAGAACGCGAUUGCGUUGAUGGGUCCGCGAGUCGUUGCAGAUUUUGCCCUUCUGGAAACCGGAUAUGAUUACCACGUUGAUCAGGAUUACCUUCCCGGCCUGGAUGAUUGGACCUGGGACUUGGAGCAUUUGAGCCAGCCACCGUCGAUGCUCUCUGCAGAGAAUGACCCGCUGGCAGCAAAGGUGUUUGAGAUAGUCCGGGCCGUGGGACAGCAAUCAAAGUUCGGGCAGUCCGAUGCUGGGCCUUUCCUGGCCUCGCCAGAGUUAUCAUGUCACGAAUUCUUCUCUCCUCGCCGGCUCCGCAUAUACCUGGAUCUGUACUGGACGAUGUGGUACCCGAAUUGGCCUACCAUCCACAGGCCACAGUUCGACCCGCUACGUGCCUCGAGCUUGCUGCUGGCAUCGAUGGCUAUCAUCGGAGCAUGCCAUUCAAAUGACCCCGCUGAGAGAAGCGCUUCGGACUUCUGGUCCGACACAGUGGAGAAAUGGGCUUCCAGGGAGCUGGAUAGAGUCCAUGUGACGGGUUCAGCGGUCGACCGGAGGACGAGCGUCCAGACAGUCCAAGCCGCCUGUAUAAUCUGCAUUUACCAGAACUGGAAUGGGACGAAUGAGAGCAAACGUAGAAUGAGGCGACAAUUCUUUGCAGCUGUAGCCGGGGUAUGUCACGACAUGGACAUGUCUUCCGCAGUCCAUCGAGACUACCGUUUCGUUUCACAAGCCGACUUCGACUGGCGCGAGUUCAUCGAGGCAGAAGAGAUGAUCCGGACGUUCAUCUGGGUCUUCUUCAUCGAUACCGCCUUUGUCAUUUUCAACGGCACUCCUCCUCGGAUAGCGUUGCGACAGCUAAGGAUGGCUUUGGCAUGCCCAGAGAGGUGCUUCCAAGCGCAGUCGGCAGAAGAAUGCUUCAUGAACAUUCAAUGGUGGAUAUGCAAGACUCGAACAAGCCGGGAAUCGGGACCAUCAACGCUCUUUGACUUCAUCAGGACUUUCUGUAAGGACGAGAUUGAUCCGGCGGUCAGGGAUGUCUAUGCUCAUGAAGCAUACGUCAACCAUUUUGCCGUCCCAUCUGCAAUGCACGUCCUCUUGUUCAAUAUGAGUCUCGAUGUAGAUGCCCCUACCGAGCAACAGCUGCAACGUGUUAGGAGAGCCCUCAAUAACUGGAAGGCUGUUUGGAACCGCCGCCUCAGUAUCGAUCGUUUUGAGAGAAGCCCAAUUGCGAGUUUUGACAAUGUGGAGUUCAGCCAGAAGCACAGUGAUGAUUGGCGGCGUGCGGGCUUUUGGCGCCACGCCUCUGAGUACUGGCUCCUCGCUCGUCUCUUUUUAGAGCAAUUUGAGUCCGCCGAACGCGGUAGGCAGGAUGGAAAAAAUCUUUCGAGGCGUGGUAUUUCGGCUUGUCAGAAUCAGACGAGGAUAUUGCGUCGGUAUGAUGAGACAGACAUGACGGAGCUUCACAAGUUCCUGUGCUCUUGGGAGCGAGUCGUGUGA
Molecule: messenger RNA, 1602 nt
Organism: Cladophialophora yegresii CBS 114405
Lineage: Eukaryota; Fungi; Ascomycota; Eurotiomycetes; Chaetothyriales; Herpotrichiellaceae
Exons: 5
Coding region: 1-1602 (533 amino acids)
Biological process (GO): DNA-templated transcription; regulation of transcription by RNA polymerase II
Cellular component (GO): chromatin
Molecular function (GO): DNA-binding transcription factor activity, RNA polymerase II-specific; RNA polymerase II cis-regulatory region sequence-specific DNA binding; zinc ion binding
Source: RefSeq, a predicted model, not a curated record